AUGGACGCAAUCAAGACUGCAAUUGCGUCAAUCGAUUUGCUAGAACCAUACAGGGCAACUGCCAGCUGCAAUCGUGGUGAGAACAUGGAAACAGAACGGCCUUCCAAGCUUGAGUCCACAAAUCAACUCCUCCACUCAUUCCCAUCCUCCUCCCGCAUUUAUUCCACUCGCGUUCAUUCCGCUCGCAUCUCCAUCCGUCUGCAACUCAUUGUCUAUGAGCUCCGUGAGUCUCGGCGAAAUAUCAGCCUGGGUCGACAGUGUUGGAUCCACGCCGCAAGACCUGUAUGUGUGCCAUGUCUCAUUUGCACCCAACUUCGACUGAGUGCGUCUUCCUCUGGCAGAUCAGUCCCCUCGCUUUCCCCGCAGGCGUAUAACGAUAAGGAGAAGCCGCGACCGGUGAACAAGAUCAAACGCCGUUUCAUGGACGACAACGCUCACCCCGAGGAUACGCCUCGGCCUUCCAAGCAACAGCGCGAUGCGGAUAAUACGCCGCAAACGCCUCUGGGCGAGCUGGGUUUUGUCCCAUCCCUCUCACCAAGGAAGAGCAACGCAAGUACCUCGGAUAUCACAAUGGCAUCAAAUCAGAGCAGCCGUUUUGGUCCUCUUAGACAGCUUCAGGUGCUGGCGGAUGACCAUCAGCCAAUUUUGUUUCGCAAUUUUUGCGAUGUUGAGGAUUAUGAGGAACGUGCCGACGUAGCAACAAUGCGCUGUGCCAUUCAGCGCCUCGCAGAUGGCGUGGGAAUACUCGGAUAUGAAGAUGUUCAAACGGUCACGGCCUCGCUAUCAUCGACAAUGGACCGGUUACGAUUUGAGUAUUCCUGGGCGAAUGAGUGCCCUCAGCGCCUCACGUACGGCGGAAUGCCCCCACUGGCGUGUUUAGAGGCUAUUGUGAGGAAGGGAUGGGCUAGGGACCGGGGACCUGGGGAUUCAAAGGACAUUUGGCAUAACUAG
This is a messenger RNA of Plenodomus lingam JN3, 951 nucleotides long. Lineage: Eukaryota; Fungi; Ascomycota; Dothideomycetes; Pleosporales; Leptosphaeriaceae. The record is from RefSeq and is a predicted model, not a curated record.